This is a messenger RNA of Tarenaya hassleriana, 985 nucleotides long. RefSeq names its product heavy metal-associated isoprenylated plant protein 21. Bases 273 to 824 code for a protein of 183 amino acids. Gene Ontology annotation, molecular function: metal ion binding. The transcript has 3 exons. The record is from RefSeq and is a predicted model, not a curated record. Lineage: Eukaryota; Viridiplantae; Streptophyta; Magnoliopsida; Brassicales; Cleomaceae.
GCAAAGUCAUGGGCGCCCCUUACAUUGCUUAUAAACCCAUCUUACCCACUGAAGUAGUGUUGUGUUAUGUCUUUGGAAUAUAUUAUCUCGUAGAGAUAACAAGGAAAGCGAUUCCAAAGGAAUAUCUUUUCCUCGAUCUUAUGUGAACCCUUCAUGCAAUUCCUCGGGGUGAUUGUUUACAUAUAUGCAUAUAUAACUUGCUCCUUAAGUUUUUGAUCUGAGAUAUUAUAUCUUCCUGGUUGUAGCGUGUGUUAUAUAUAGACUUGGGAGAGAUGGGUAGUUCAAUAACAAGGGGUUUAAGCUCCAUAAUAUCGACCAUAGCGUACUGUUUGUCCCUUGGGUAUCCAGAGAAGAAGCCAAAGAUCAAAAGGGUCAGCCACAUCAACUACUACGCCAUGCCAAGGGGUCGCCCACUUUCUUUACAGACCAUAGAUCUGAAGGUUAGGAUGUGCUGCUCGGGCUGCGAACGAGUCAUCAAGAACGCCAUUUACAAGCUCAGGGGGGUGGACUCAGUGGAGGUGAACCUGGAGAUGGAAAGAGGGACGGUGGUUGGGUAUGUGGAGAGGAACAAGCUCCUGAAGGCUGUCCGAAGGGCCGGGAAGAGGGCUGAGUUUUGGCCCUACCCCGACAUCCCUCUCUAUUUCACUUCGGCGGAAAAUUACUACAAAGACACCACCAAGGAGUACAAGGAGAGCUACAAUUACUACCGCCAUGGCUACAACAUGAGCGACCGCCACGGCCACGUUCAUGUCACCCAUCGCGGUGACGACAAAGUCAGCAACUUUUUCAACGACGACAACGUCAACUCCUGUCGUAUUAUUUGAUCUCCUUGUAUUUCGUCAUAUCCAAUAUCCACUACUGGUGGACAAUCAUUGAAGCUCCCUCCAGCUACAUGUAUAUCACAACUGCCAUUCAAUUACAACCUUGUAGUAGUACUACUACUAAAAUGUGUUAGUUGGCCGUUGGGUCGUAUGGGUUUGGUCUA